AUGGAAUGCCACCUUACGACAAGUGUUAAGGAAAAAAUUGAGGCAUUGAAUUCCGAUCUUGUAAUAAUACCGGGUGGUAUUACUUNUGCUCCAGCUGCUGUCGAUGAAGAAGGAAGAGACAUCAAUCCUCAUAUUCCACAAUAUAUAGCAACUGCUCCUUGGUACUUUGGUUCUUCCUGUCCCACUCUGAAACAUCAGCGACUUCAGCCAGAAAGACGACAAAGUUAUACCAAGAUCAAAGAACAUUUUGUUAGAGGACUAAAGGUGUUGAAGAAGAGAGAGAAACAGACUACUUUGGACACGUUUUUUAAGAAAGACAUUAAUCCUCACAUUCCACAAUAUAUAGCAACUGCUCCUUGGUACUUUGGUUCUUCCUGUCCCACUCUGAAACAUCAGCGACCUCAGCCGGAAAGACAACAAAGUUAUACGAAGAUCGAAGAACAUUUUGUUAGAGGACUAAAGCGGCCAAGAAAAAUUGGUGCCAAAUUCACAAAUGAAGAUAUUGCCGAAGAUGAAGUUAUUUUGCCAGAUUUAAAUUUGGACUACGAUGGAAAGAGAGAUCGAUGGAACGGAUAUGACCCUGCAAAUUAUCAAGCCAUUCGGCCAAGAAAAAUUGGUGCCAAAUUCACAAAUGAAGAUAUUGCCGAAGACGAAGUUAUUUUGCCAGAUUUAAAUUUGGACUACGAUGGAAAGAGAGAUCGAUGGAACGGAUAUGACCCUGCAAAUUAUCAAGCCAUUGUGGAAGAAUUUGCAAAAGUCGAAGAGGCUAAAAGGCAAUUAAAAGAGGAAAAAUUAAAGCAAGAUCUUUUAUCUGGUGAAGUUAGCACUAUAAAGGAAACAAAUAAUGAUGGUGAUACAGAUGAUGAUGAAGACGAAGAAAAAUACGCCGACAAUGCAGACAUGCCGGGUACAAAAGUUGACAGUAAACAACGAAUUACUGUUCGUAAUUUACGUAUAAGAGAAGAUAUUGCAAAAUAUUUGAGAAACUUAGAUCCAAAUUCUGCAUACUAUGAUCCAAAAACAAGAGCCAUGAGAGAUAAUCCAUAUCAAGGAAGAAAAAAUCCAGAAGAGUUACAGUAUGCUGGAGAUAAUUUUGUUAGAGUUACCGGAGAUACAGAAAAACAUUCUCGGACACAGGUGUUUGCUUGGGAAGCAUAUAGAAAAAACGUGGACGUCCACCUCCAGUCUGAACCUACAAGGGCUGAACUUUUGUAUAAGGAGUUCGAAGUUAAAAAACAGGAAUCUAAAUGUAGAAUAAAAGAAAAUAUUCUUGACAAAUAUGGUGGAGGUGAACAUUUGCAAGUCCUUCCAAAGGAACUCAUCUUUGGGCAAUCGGAGGAUUAUGUAGAAUAUUCUCGGCAUGGUGUCAUUUUGAAAGGAACUGAGAAACCGGUAGUUCGAUCUAAAUAUGAAGAAGAUGUUUUUAUCAAUAAUCAUACAUCUGUCUGGGGUUCGUAUUGGUGUGACGGUCUUUGGGGAUAUAAAUGUUGUCAUUUGUUCAUCAAGAAUUCUUAUUGCACUGGAAAUAGUGGAAAAGAAGCUGCUGAACAGGCCUCGCGUGUAGUAAUCUUGCCACCAGACAAUGAUGAUGACUUAAUAGAGCAAGUAAAUGAAGAAACUCCCAAGGAACAAGAUGUACCAAUAACCACUACUAAACCUAAAGCAUUAAUUGAGCUCUAUCAAGAACAAAUGCUAGAGAAAAAGAGACAGAAACGCUUGAAGAAGAAGCGACGUCAGAGAGAGAAUGCCAAAAGAAGAGCCGCAAAGAAGAACGAAAGUUCGGAGAGCGAAUCCAUCGAUUCGGAUACUUCGGAUGAGGAAAAAUUAAAUAGAAAGAAAACCAAGAAACUGAAAAAGGCUCUGGAAGAAGAGGAGGAAUCUAAAAGAAAAGCGGAUCGGCUGUUGGCCAUGGACGAAAGGAAGAGACCGUACAACAGUAUGUACGAAAGCAAGGCACCCACCGAAGAACAGAUGGAAGCCUAUUACAUAAAACGGCAAAGACCCGACGAUCCUAUGGCCGCAUUUCUGACCAAAGACUAAUACGCACAGUACAUAUUGAAUGAUUUUGUAACUGUUUGUAUAUAAUAUAAGUCGUAUUCGUCUACUCUGUUUAUUAAUAAUCGACUACGAUGUUUAUUAAAGUAUUAUAAAGUCGAA
Molecule: messenger RNA, 2157 nt
Organism: Centruroides sculpturatus (bark scorpion)
Lineage: Eukaryota; Metazoa; Arthropoda; Arachnida; Scorpiones; Buthidae
Product: pre-mRNA-splicing factor SLU7-like
Exons: 17
Coding region: 1-2040 (679 amino acids)
Biological process (GO): mRNA splicing, via spliceosome
Cellular component (GO): spliceosomal complex
Molecular function (GO): pre-mRNA 3'-splice site binding
Source: RefSeq, a predicted model, not a curated record